Molecule: messenger RNA, 1252 nt
Organism: Cucumis sativus (cucumber)
Lineage: Eukaryota; Viridiplantae; Streptophyta; Magnoliopsida; Cucurbitales; Cucurbitaceae
Product: chlorophyllase-2, chloroplastic
Exons: 2
Coding region: 82-1032 (316 amino acids)
Biological process (GO): chlorophyll catabolic process
Molecular function (GO): chlorophyllase activity
Source: RefSeq, a predicted model, not a curated record
CCUCUUCAAUAACACACCCAAACACAAAAAGGGGAUGAAAAAUUGAAAUUGAAACUCCCACAAACCUCACUCCCCAUCGCCAUGGCUAUGGCUACUGCUUCUUUUCCUCCUCCCUUGGCCACUGCAAUUUCAUCAAAUGUGUUCGAGAUCGGAAAAUUCAACGCAGUGAUUGAAAAGGUCGAAGCGGGUGGGUGUUGCUCGUCUGGGCGAUUUCUUCCGCCGAAGCCGCUGCUGAUCGGCCGGCCUUCCGACGCCGGAGAGUUCCCGGUGCUGUUGCUCGUCCAUGGGUAUCUCCUUUACAACACUUUCUACUCUCAGCUCAUCCAUCACAUCGCCUCUCAUGGCUUCAUCGUCGUCGCCCCUCAGUUAUACACUGUGGCCGGACCAGAUGCAAGCGAAGAAAUCAAUGCAACAGCCGCAGUAAUGAACUGGCUGCCCACGGCUCUCCGGCAACAUUUACCACCGCACGUGAACCCAAAUCUAACAAAAAUAGCCCUAGCCGGCCACAGUCGCGGCGGCAAAACUUCUUUCGCCUUAGCCCUACAGAAAUCCUCAAAAUUAUCAGCCCUAAUCGGCCUCGAUCCCGUGGACGGAACAGGGUCCGGCAAGCAAACCCACCCCCCAGUCCUGAAAUACAUCCCUCAGUCCUUCGAUCUAGGGAUCCCGGUUCUGGUAAUCGGGUCGGGUUUGGGAGAAUUGAAAAGGAAUCCUUUGUUUCCGCCUUGCGCUCCUAAGGGGAUCAACCAUGAGGAGUUUUUCAAGGAGUGUCGGAGUCCGGCGUACCAUUUUGUGGUGAAGGAUUAUGGGCAUUUGGAUUUGUUGGACGACGAAACUGGAGGGAUUAGAGGGAAGGUGAGCUACUGUUUGUGUAAAAAUGGUGAAUCUAGAGAGCCGAUGAGGAGGUUUGUUGGUGGGGCUGUGGUUGCGUUUUUGAAGAGUCGUUUGAAUGGGGAAGAAGGGGAUUUGAAAGCCAUUGAAGAUGGAGAUUUGAUCUUGCCUGUUCAUCUUCAAACUAGUGAAUCUCUUCUCUGAAAAUGACUCACAGCUGAGUAAUUUCUUGUGGAAAAACGUAUGGAUCAUCUUGAUAUUGAAAUGGAAGGGGCUUGGAUGAAGAACAAAGUCAAAAUUGUGUAUUUUGUUUGUAGUAUAUACAAAACCAUAGCUCACUACUCAAUUACCUUGGAUGAAGUUUAAAAUGUAACUGAAGAAUACACAUAUUUACGAAUUAUAUUAUUUUAUAGUCAUUCGAAUA